AUGGUAGCUUCCCCCGGAAGUGCCGAGCGACCAUUCCCCCAGAGAACCGAGGAGCUUUCGGGCAAGCCUCUCAAUAUCUUUAAUGGCUCUAAUAGCGAUACUUGUAAGGCCCUCGCCUACCGGCUCGCCGUCGAUGCCCAAGCACAUGGAUUCAACGCGAGGAGAGUGGAUUCUUUCGCUAUCGCUAAAGACGCGUUGCCCAAGGACCAGCCCAUUGUCAUCGUCACCUCUUCUUACAAAGGCCAGGUUCCGGACGAUGCAGCUCAUUUCAUGAGUUGGCUCCAAAGUUUGGCCGGAAAAGAGGCGGCAGGGUUGGCCUAG
This is a messenger RNA of Penicillium verrucosum, 321 nucleotides long. RefSeq lists its product as uncharacterized. The record is from RefSeq and is a predicted model, not a curated record. Gene Ontology annotation, molecular function: FMN binding. Bases 1 to 321 code for a protein of 106 amino acids. Lineage: Eukaryota; Fungi; Ascomycota; Eurotiomycetes; Eurotiales; Aspergillaceae. The transcript has a single exon.